GCUUAGGAAAACGCAGGGAGCAUGCUAAAGACCUGCAGCUAUUUGCCUUGCACAAUUUGCUCAUUUCUCUUUAUUUCUCUGUUUUCCUGCACCGAUCACUUAAAGGACAAUCUCUCUUGCAAACAAAAUCCCCGGAGCCUGAUUAGAGGGACCGAAGGCUCCCAGACACGGAUUGCCUGCCAGCCGCAGCACGGCGGAGCGGGCCCGGCAGGAGGCGGAGCGGGCCGCCGCACGUCCCCCAGCCGCUCGGCCGGCCCCCCCGCCAUGGGUCGGAAGCGCUGCGUGGGGGGAGACGGCUCCAAGAUGGCGGCGGGUUGCUGCGGGGUGAAGAAGCAGAAACUCUCCAGUUCCCCUCCGUCGGGCUCGGCCGGCCCGGGAGGCGGCGGCGGCGGCUCCCGCUGCGGCGGGGCGGCGGCGGCGGGCGGCGAGCCGGGGGCGUUGCCCCCGCCGGGGGGCCCCCGCCUCAACGGCCUCGGGGGGCUGGCGGGGGGCGCCGCCGGCUGCGCCCUGGCCCCGCCGCUGCCGCCCAGCUGCGGCGGGGGCCCCGCCGGCCUCUCCCCGCCGGCCGCCUCGCUGCUCGCCUCCCCCGGCGCCGGCUCCGGCGGGCCCGGCUGCAGGAAGAUGGUGGUGUCGGCCGAGAUGUGCUGCUUCUGCUUCGAUGUGCUCUACUGUCACCUGUACGGCUACCAGCCCCCGCGGAGCCCCCGCUUCACCAAUGACCCCUACCCACUGUUUGUAACGUGGAAGAUUGGUCGAGAUAAACGAUUGCGUGGAUGCAUAGGUACUUUUUCUGCCAUGAACCUGCAUUCAGGACUCAGGGAGUACACACUUACUAGUGCCCUUAAAGACAGUCGUUUCCCCCCAAUGACGAGGGAUGAGCUGCCACGGCUUUUCUGCUCAGUGUCUCUACUCACUAACUUUGAAGAUGUAUGUGACUACAUGGACUGGGAGGUGGGUGUACAUGGCAUUAGAAUAGAAUUCAUCAAUGAAAAAGGAUCAAAACGCACCGCCACCUACUUACCGGAGGUUGCAAAGGAGCAAGGAUGGGACCACAUUCAAACCAUAGAUUCCUUAUUGAGGAAAGGAGGCUACAAAGCUCCGAUUACUAAUGAAUUCAGGAAAACCAUAAAGCUAACCAGGUACCGUAGUGAGAAGAUGACCAUGAGCUACACAGAGUACCUUGCCCAUCGUCAGCAUCAUCACUUCCCAAAUGGCAUUGGGCACCCCCUUCCACCAUACAACCAUUAUUCCUGACACUGAGCCGCAUGACCAGUCACUGGACCUCUCUGCAGACCUCUUCCCAGGAGACCCUGCCCCUUCUUGGUCUAGCUAUCUCUAUUACUGUACCAUUUUAUGAUGAUAGUUUCCGUUGCCAUUUUGAGGCUUCUCCGUAGUUGGUUAAGCUCAUUGUGGCAACGGGAGGGAAAACUGCAUUAUUACAAAGAUCCCAUACUUUUUUAUUGAAUCACUGCAGAUUUUUUUGCAGCAUAUAUAGCCCUUGGGUUUUUUAUGAAAUGUUAAAUUUCUACUUCAUUAACAUUGAAUUAUAUCAGUCAAGACUUUCUGUGACUGUGGAUGGAAGGAAGAGUUUAAGGAUUACAGUUGGGGAUUCUUUGCUCAGAAAAAAAAAAGGCAUUCAUGGCUUUUUCAUUAAUAGCUCUGUCAGGGAAUGAAACAUAUCAGAUUCAGGUAUUAUAUUAGACAAUGAAUUGCAUUUUCUUAACCUUCUUAAUAGUAGUCUGUGGUACAAUAUUUCAUAGACUUUCUUCUUCCCUUUGAGUUUUCCCAUGAGCUCCUUUGAUCAUCCGUUCAGGUCUCCUGCGGUGGUUGAGCAAGGAGCUCAUUGAAAAAAAAGACAAAGGGAAGAAGAAACUCUGUGAAAUGUGGAAAAAGGACCUGGCCACUUGGGAGGAAUAUAGGAAUGCUGUCAGGACCUGCAGGGAUGCAGCGAGGAAGGGUAAGGCCCACUUGGAAUUAAAUCUGGUGAGGGAGGUCAAGGACAGCAAGAAAGGUUGCGUUUUGUUUUUGGUUUUUUUUUUUUCAAUAUGUCAGUAGCAAAAGAAAAUGUGGGCCUGCUACUUAAUAAGGUGGUUGCCCUGGUAACAGGGGAUGUUGAGAAGGUGGCGAUGCUGAACACCUUCUUUGCUUCAGUCUUCACUGAUUAGACUGUCCCUAUGGAACCUCAGACCAAGGAGGUAAGAGAGUCUGUAGAAAAGACUUUCCCUUGGUCAGGAGGAUCUGGUCAGAGAUCAUGUAGGCAAACUUGACUCCUACACAUCCACUGAUCCCGAUGGGAUGCACCCCCAAGUGCUGAGGAAGCUGGCAGAAGUGAUUGCCAAACCACUCUAUUGUCUUGGAGAAUGGGAAAGGUGCCUGAAGACUGGAGGAUAGCCAGUGUCACUCCAGCCUUCAAAAAGGACAAGGAGGAGCUGGAAAACCACAGGUCAGUUGGCAUCACCUCUGUCCCUGGAAAGGAGAUGGAACAGCUUGUUGCGUCAUCACCAAGCAAGUGGAAGAGAAGGUGAUUAUCAGGAGCAGUCAGUGUGAAUUCACCAAGAGGGAAGUCAUGCUUGACCACCUUGGUAGCCUUCUGUGAUGUCAUCACCAGCUGGGUAGAUAAGGGGAGAGCAGUGGAUAUUGUAUACCUUGACUUCAGCAAGGCUUUAGACAAGACUUGCAGCCAUUCAGCAGGACAUAUACAGGUUGGUGAGUUGGGCAGAGAAGAGCCUGAUCAGCUUCAGCAAGAGCAAGUGUAGGGUCCUGCAUCUGGGAAGGAAUGACUGCACCCAUCAGUUGAGGUUUAGGGGCCUGCCUGCUGGAAAGGUGUUCUGCAGAGGAAGUGGGUGCUGGCCAUGAGCCAGCAGUGUGCCCUUGUGGCUGAGAAGGCCAACUUUAUCUUGGAGUGCAUUAAAAAGAGCAUGGCCAGCAGGUCGAGGGAGGUGAUCCCCCCUCUACUCUGCCCUGGUGAGGCCACAUCUGGAGCGGUGUGUCCAGUUCUGGGCUCCCAGUUCAAGAAGAACAGAUAACUUCUAGAGAGAGUCCAGAGAAGGGCCACAGAGAUGAAGAGGGGCCUUGAGCAUCUCCUGUACGAGGAAAGGCUGAGAGACCUGGGACUGUUCAGUCUGCAGAAGAGAAGGCUGAGAAGGGAUCUCAGCACUGUUUAUCAAUAUCUAAAGCGUAGGAGUCAAAUGGAUGAGGCCAGCCAGCUCUUUUCCAGUGGUGUGCAGCGACAGGAGGCAGUGGGCAAAGAAACUGGAACACAGGAAGUUUCAUAACAUGAGGAAGAACUUCUUUACUGUGGGAAUAAUGGAUCAUUGGAACAGACUGCCCAGAAAGGUGGUGGAGUCUCAAUUUCUGGAGAUAUUCAAGACCCACCUGGAUGCCUUCCUGUGUGAUCUGCUUUAGGGAAUCUGCUUCAGCAGGAGAUUGGACUCAGUGAUGUCCAGAGGCUCCUUCCAGUCCCUAGAGUUCUGUGUUUCUGUAACAGUAUCUCACCCCUGCAGUAAAGAUUUCAUGGAGCUAUAGAUGUAGGUCGCUCUGAAAGUAAUGCUUCCUAUUUAUUUACAUGGAAACUACAACAAAGAGCACAGUAACACUACUUGAUAGAGAAAAUUCUCAGCUGCAAAACACUAGUUUUCAACGUAAUUAUUGCCAUUAGCAGAGACUGCCCCUCUGCUGCCAUCUGUCACACAGCAACAAAAUGUAAUGGAAUAUUAGGGGAAGGUUCUACCUCUGCUGCCCUCCUACCAACAUCUGUCUAAUUUCAUGGGCCAACACCAUAAAACAGGAGGCAUUAUUUUCAGAGUAGCCCUUGUAUGUGACCUUCAGCUCGAGCACACAGCCACAAUUUGAGGCUCGUAUACAAAAUGCUUUUCUGGAUAUGGAGAAGCAACUAAACGUAAUAAGAGGUGAGCAGUGUGCUCAGAAUCACGUGGUCUAAUUGAAAGUACAUGACAUAAUCCAGUAGGAUACCUUUAUCUCCUGUUCUGCACUGGAAGCCGAGGGCAGCCCAGCCCUGUCAAGCCUGCUCAUCAUAAUGCAUUUCUAAUGAGACAAUGCCUUUCUGAUGAGCUCAAAUUAGAAGUUGCAUUUGUUUUUAGAAACAGAUUGGUGAGUAGCAGAUGUCAUAUUAGGAAGAAAACGGAUUUAGAUUUUAGUGCCUUUGACUAUGACAUGAUUAUACUUGCAUAUAAAAUUCAUAGAAAAAAUAUAGCAAAUGUGCCAGACAUUCCAGUAAUCAGCGUUGAGUUCUUUGCUGCUCUGGUGUCAGGUUUUGGGGGAUUUUCUAAAGUGAGAUAUUUUUCAUUUUCUUAUUUUAGAAAAGAAAAAUCCCUAUCUUCUUCUUGCUUGUGCUUUUGAAUUUGCUGGGUUUUAUCAGGUCAUGGAUAGUUGGGUAACUUGUUUAAAAAAAAAAAAAAUUGUGUUGUGAAAGAGCACAGGACAAUUAUGCCAUAAUUUGUACAUCUUUUCAUCUACUACAGGAAUAGUACUUGAGAGCUGUGAGUACUUCAUAAUAAAUCUCAUAAUUCUCCACAAGGUAGGAGAAAGAAAACUGAUGAGGACUUGUAACAACUGUAAAAAUAGGAUUUAUUAAGUGGUGUAUGUGGUAUGGUUGCAAGCCAAGUAUAUGCCAGGAGCUACCUCCUUGCUCACGUGCCUGCAGAACUCCCACUAAUAGCCACUGCAGUUCAGUGCACGUUUUAGGGGACUCCACAUCCCAUCUACUAUGGAAAAGACCUUCCUAGCAUGGGCGAGCCAACUAUGGUAAGCAGAAAUUCCAGUUAUUUUGAAUAAUGAAUGUUUUAAAAAAUACAUAUAUCACUCAAAUAGAUAAAUAGAGUUAAGUUGAUAAAAGGAACAACAACAACAGAAGACUAAAAACGUUCCAGAAAACAGAUACGGAUAAAUUAUCCCUUAUGUGAGGAUAGAAUGCCACUUAAUUUGUACAGAGCUUCUUGUAGAAGGUCUUUUGUAUUCCUUCAUCCACAGCACCCUAUGUCCAAAUAUUUCCAUUUUCAGUUGUGAUGCCUUAAUUUAUAAGCAGAGGGCCUGAAAUGUCAGGAGCCAAGAGGUGCCAGGCAGACGCUGCAGAAACUAAUAGAUGUUUAUACAGAGGCUAUUUUGGAUGAUACUGUUGUUUCUACUUGGGGGAGCGGUUUCAAAUGGAUUUGUCUUCAAGUGGAAACUGUGAACCGGUGGCUACCUGAGAGGUGUUUUGGUUUUGUUUUUUUCCUUGCCCUUAUAGGGAAACUGAGCACAAACCGAAUCAUUCUGCUGCAAAAAACAAAACACAAAGUCAUCCAACCCCAUCCUUCUCUGUCAUCUCGUUACACGCGCUCACAGCGCUGCGUGAGCUCAUCCUUAGAAGUUUUUUAAAAAGAUCUAUUAUAUAUAAAAAUAUAUAUGUAUUGAAAGGUGCUAAUCAACCUCAAGCAGGUCACGUGACUGGUCAUGCGGAUCUAAAAUCAUAUCAGAUUUUUUAAAAAUCUUCGAUAUAUGCAGAUGUUAUACAGAAUUUCUUACCAGUGUAAUAAUAAUAUACUGAUGAAUAAACAAUCCUGCGGGUUUUUAAGGACAAGGUCAGCAAUACUCCCCACCAUGGCCUGGGGGGGAAAAGGAUAGUUUUGUCUCCUUUUUGUAUACAGCAUAAUGCACAAUGCAUUUUUGUCUAUCUCUUAGUAGCUGUUGCUUACAAAUAUGGUUAAAAGGGUGUUAUACAAACUGUAAAGGUGUGCUUUUGACAUGACUUAAUGCCAGACCCUUCUGGACCAGAGUUUUGUAUAACUAAUUAAAAAGCUGUUACAAAGUCUGCGGUCAAUCAGGUUGUAUGGUAUUUUUUUAGAAAAGAUUGGAAUAAUCAGUUUAUCUACAGUGUUUCUAAGGCACCUACCUCCUCAGCACGCAAGGGCUGAGAAUACUGCGGAUUGUUUCUGUGUAAUUGUGGGGUUGUUUAUACAAGAUGUGCAGUUCACUGUGACAUGCACUGGGACAGAAUAGGUCUGUUUGCCUAAAGCGAAUCGACAAUUGCUUUCACAAAUGCCAUUCUCUGAGCUAUUACCCUUUCAGAUAUGUUGCUGGAUUUAGAUCUAUUAAUGUUAUUUUUUAAUUUGGGGGCACUUCAUAAGAGGUGAUGGUACAACCGAGUAGCUAAUUCCGCUCUUCAAGUCGGAUGCUGAUCUUUGAUAAGCACUAAUCCAUUUGCCUUAUUCCUUGAAGUUUUUUUUUUGAUUAUUCUUUUGCUAAACGUUUCUGAAGUCCUCCUUCUGAAAACUAAGUGAGACAGCAGAACCCCAGGCUGAUGCGAUGCUGUUGCUUAGCCGUGCCUCAAGUGGCCUUCCUUCCGCCUGGAGCGCUGCAGCACUGGCCUGGCACCAUCUCGGCCCCAACGCUGGUCACAGCAGGGGGAGGGCGCCUGAGAGUUCUGACCUCAGAUACAAUACUAAGAGAGUCAAAUCCAUUUGCACACCCUGGCGUUUGUAUAUGGACCUCUUUACUUGUCUUCAAAUGUGCGGGUUUUUAAAACUGUCGUCUGGAGUAGGUUACAUCUCUUGUGUGUGUUAGAUCGAACCAAAGAAGCCUCCAGCCAUGCCCACAUGCUGCUCCUAAAGCCUGCCUUCCAGUCCUUGCAAAAGCCCCGCAGGAUUAAAUGUGUUAAUUUUUUUAUUUUUGUACAGUUUCUAACUGAUUUUUGCUAGUGAUGUUAAUUGAAUUAAGUUUAUUUGGGGAGUCUGAGUACCUCCUCCAUUUAAAUAAACUGGUGACUUUCCUUUUAUGUUAAAAAAAAAAAAAAAAGGGAAAAAAAAAAAAAAAGGAAACCCAAAGUGUGCCUCUAAGAUUUAAAGGGUUUCUGGUUACAUUUAUUCUUAAGACCAGCAAUGAUUCUUUAUAUAGAAAGAUAUGUUUUCCUCGUUUUUUAUUACUGUUAAAUAAAAAAUAAAAACCUCUUUCUUUGCUCUGGACCCAGUAAUUGCGCUGGUACAUAAACGCACUGAGAAAACAAACUUUUGUUUGAAACUUUUGUAACAACUUAUGACUGUUUUUGUAUAUCAAAGUUGAUUCUUUUCAAAAUAUUUGGAUCUAGUUUCUAAGUUAUUUUAGUGUUUUAUAUGUUACAAAAAGAAAAAACUUUUAAAUUGCUCACCAGCAUCUUGAGUUAUCUAAUGCAGUGGUGACACACAGUGGGCUUGGAGCUGCCUGGAGUAGCUGACAAGGCCUCUCUUUUUCUUCCUUUCUUAGUAACUUGAUUGAUUACAAAUUAUAUCACAGAUUACCUGAACCCCCUUCCUUUAUAACUAGAUCCUCCUUCCUUCCACAUUUAAUUGCUAUUAGUGUGAAGAAACUGUUGAAAUGGGCAUUUUAAUAUAAGUAUGGCUUAAAAAAGAUAAAAUGAGGAAAAAGAAAAAAAAAUUAUAUAGAAGGUUAUCUGUGGGUCUGUGAGAUAUGGCUGUGGAAAGAUACUGUAGUAGUUUUAACACUAUUGUUAUUACCUUUUAAAUCAUUUACCCAAUAAAACAAGGAAAAAGAAUCACCA
Tympanuchus pallidicinctus (lesser prairie-chicken) is the source of this 7531-nucleotide messenger RNA. RefSeq names its product AMMECR nuclear protein 1 (gene AMMECR1). The record is from RefSeq and is a predicted model, not a curated record. Gene Ontology annotation, cellular component: nucleus. Bases 22 to 1254 code for a protein of 410 amino acids. The transcript has 7 exons. NCBI's taxonomy places the organism in Eukaryota, Metazoa, Chordata, Aves, Galliformes, Phasianidae.